Habropoda laboriosa is the source of this 1296-nucleotide messenger RNA. Its product is annotated as WD repeat-containing protein 13-like. Bases 7 to 1296 code for a protein of 429 amino acids. Gene Ontology annotation, molecular function: promoter-specific chromatin binding; protein binding. The record is from RefSeq and is a predicted model, not a curated record. The transcript is spliced from 4 exons. Gene Ontology annotation, cellular component: nucleus. NCBI's taxonomy places the organism in Eukaryota, Metazoa, Arthropoda, Insecta, Hymenoptera, Apidae.
GUUGCCAUGUGGCAUCAACAAGUAUUUGCUCUGGAUGCUAAAUACAAUGCUCAACGUGUAAACAAAUUGCCUACUUUAGGUAUGCUUUAUAUUCGUCGUAGAAAUCAGUUGUUAAAAGAAAAGUUUAGCAAAGACCCAAAAAUUCGUGAACAUUAUUUAAAACUAAGAGCAAAACUGUUAUUUUUACGAUAUGGCGAAAAUUUGGAACAAAAUAGCUUUAAUAGUCACAUAACUGGGGAAGAAAAAUCAGAAAUUAAAACAAAACUUCAUAGUAUUCAUCGCAAAUCAAUAGCAGAAAGUUUUGCUUUCGAUGGUGUACAUCAUGUUUUUGAUCAACACAAUGCACCUGUAAUAAUGCUUAAAUUUGCAAAUAAUGAUAGAUCAAAGUUAUGCUGUGCAUCAUUAGAUGGAUUAUUAUCUAUAUGUGAUGCUAUUAAUACACCACCAAAAGUGAUAGCUUUAUUGAAAGGUCAUAAAAAAGGUGUUACUGCAUUAGACUGGAGUAUCAGUAAUGAUCUCAUAGUUUCAUCUUCUUUGGAUGGUACCAUAAGACUUUGGAAUGUCCUGGACACUGAAAAUAACUCAACUUGUUUACGAGUAGUUAAUGAUCAACAACGAGCAGAAGUUUUAUGUUGUGCAUUUAUACCUAUAAAUAAUAACUUAAUUAUUGCUGGUAAUUCUCAAGGACUUGUACAAAUUUUAAAUAUAUCUACUGGUAUAUAUACUCGUGGUGGUUCAUGCAAAAUUGGUGGAAAAAUUUUGUCAUUAACUUGUGAGGGUAGUGGUGGUUUAGUAAUAUGGGUUGGAAAUGAUAGAGGAAUUAUCAUGUCAUUUCAAUUGGAGCCAGGAUCGGGAAAAUUAACAAAAUUAAGAAGAGUACAAGAAACUAAUGGAAUGAUAACGAGUCUUUCUUGGCGUUCAUGGCUUUCAAAAGAUGCUCCAUGGCCAGCACUUUUAGUGAGCAGUGCUUGUAAUGUUGUACUGUUGUAUCAUAUUGUUGACAACCAGGGUUCCUUAUCUCUUUGGACGAAAUAUCCAAUAAAACAUAAACAAUAUUUCGUGAGGUCUACUUUCUGCCCACAAAUGGAAACAUGUUUAAUAGCCACCGGUUCCGAGGAUGGUACAAUACAUCUUUUAGAUUCUGCGAGAGAAGGCAAAGCAGCAAAAAUUAAUCGACUUCAGGGUCAUGCAACACCAACACUUGCUUUAUCUUUCAAUUAUGAUGAAUCUCUUCUUGCAUCUGCGGAUCAUCAAGGACUUAUUAUUUUAUGGCGUAAUCGUCAACGUCACAUAUAA